This is a messenger RNA of Notothenia coriiceps (black rockcod), 2351 nucleotides long. RefSeq names its product Ig-like domain-containing protein (gene igldcp). The transcript is spliced from 7 exons. Bases 82 to 924 code for a protein of 280 amino acids. Gene Ontology annotation, cellular component: external side of plasma membrane. The record is from RefSeq and is a predicted model, not a curated record. Lineage: Eukaryota; Metazoa; Chordata; Actinopteri; Perciformes; Nototheniidae. Gene Ontology annotation, biological process: positive regulation of T cell proliferation; immune response; cellular response to lipopolysaccharide.
CAGGGUGUAAACACAGACAUUUAACAACGUGCUUCACAGGGGGAGAGAAGGAGUGAACUAAGUUUCCAAACAGCGAAAAUCAUGAAAUACUUCAGAAAAAUACAAUGGUUCUCCCUACAACUACAGUGUUUCCUGAUUGUCAGUUUAGUUGACUCCUUUUCCCUGUCCUCCGCCACGAGCCCCCUGUCCGUCACCUUCAAGGUAGGAAACCAGGCGGUGCUUCCCUGCAGCUGGAAGCAGCGCCUGGGGGAGGUGACGCCCUCCACUUGCUACAUCCAGUGGAACAGCCCUGCCGACACCGUAUUUGAGCUGCAGGGGGAGAAGAAGUGGCAGGCGGAAGAGUUUCAGGGCCGGAUGGAGGUUCCAGAGGAGAAGCUGAAGUCCGGGGACUGUUCUCUGGUCAUCAGUGACGUGCAGAUUGGAGACACGGGGAGAUACGAGAGCUUCAUGGUGGUGGAUGGAGUGAGGUCCGCCAAAACCAAGGUCUUCAUUCAGAGUGUCAAGCUGUCUGUAUCCGACUAUAAAUCCAUUCUGUCUCGAGGUCCAGGAGAGGAUUUAGUUCUGGAUCUGUACACCCAACACUCUGUGAAGGUAGUGUUCCAGGACAGGAACGGCUCAGAGUGGUCGGUUGUGUGGAUGAGGGGGGAGGAAGACAGUGAACGAAUGGAGCAAGAUGUGGCAAAUGAGCAGCUGACAAUAAAGAACUUAAAGAGCUCGGACGAAGGAACGUACAAAGUUAUGGACGAGCAGGGCCUCAGUGUCAGCACCGUGCUGCUGUCUGUUAAUGAAGGCUCCAAAGCUUUCAAACUCGCCCAGACAAUGGAAAAUCAAGUACCAACAGAUGGUACUGUCAGAGGCAGCUGUUCGGCUCUUCUUCUCUUGUCUGUUCUUGUCACAGUUUUCCAAAUUCUUCAUCUUUUCUAAGAAACUUCCCUCUACAAAAUAACUGCACCUACAUCAAAAGACUAAACACUAUAGCCAGCAAACAAUGUAAGUUCUGUUUUUACUAGAUAUUAUCGUAGUGUUUCUGAACUUUAACCUAAAAGCUAAUGAGCUAGAUUGGACGUUUGUUGGAUUGCAGUGAAUUUAAGUUAAGUUUGUAUUUGUCUUCAACAGGCUGACUACUAAAACCAAUAUGGUAUCAAAUGUUGGAACACAACGUGUUUUACAAUAAUUCGGAGUCAUGCUCCUAAUCCUAACAAUCCUAAUCUACGGUGGCCGACACAGGCACACGUGCUACAACGGCCUUAAACACUUGUGUUAGGACAAAUGCCUUGCAAUUUUCAAAAAUUAUGCAAAAAAUUACAAAUGUGCCGAAACACAUGUAAAUGAAUAAAUAUAUCUUCACCAACUUGACAACAGAUGAGCAGCAUUGAGAAAAUAUUCACCAACUUGAGGAAACAUGUGCAGGGUUUACUAAAUGUGCUGCAUAAAGGAAGCGCUGCAACACAACGGAAACCAGGGGGAACUCAUAAGCGACGCACACAGCUGGGACCGGAGCGCUUGGUGACGUUCGUGGAUUGUAAAAUUGGCCAAAGUUGGCCACAUGUCCUAAAAUGUUUUAUCGGCUUAUUUUAUCAAAUGUGAUAUCAUGAUCCUGCUGAUAUUAUUGCAGAUCUGCUGUGAGCUAGCUAGCUAUGGUAGCUAACUUUCAAAUAUACUGAAAAGAACACUUACAGUUAUGAAACAGAAUAACUCUGCAAACAGAGACAGUUGUCCAACUUUAUAAUCCUGAACGUCACCAAGUGCUCCAGUCCCACCUGUGUGCGUCACCUUUUAGUGUCCCCUGGUUUCCGUUGUGUUUUGAGCUUCUUGCAGCGUUUCGUUUAUGCGGCGCUUACGGUAAAUGUUGCACACAUUUUGUAAGGUUGGUGAAUGUUUUCUAAACGCUACGCAUGUGUUGUCAAAUUGUGUUGUCAAGAACAUCUGUGGUUUUGUAUUUGCAUCGUUUUUGAAAGUGCAGCGCCGUUCUCCUAAUGGAAGUGUUUUGGAGAGAGAUGUAGGAUUGUUUCAUGACUGGGAAAAAUAUAGUGACAACAAUAUUUCAAGGAGUUAAGAAAAACAAAGUAUAGCAAUUUCUCAAAUCAGAGGUUCAAUUGGAAAAACUGUGAAAAUGUUUGGGGAAUAAUACAACACAAGACUGUUUACGCAUGUAUAUGGGAUGUUUGUUUGUGUGUGUAUGUGCUUGCAUUUGUAUUUAAUAAGAACUUUUUUUGUUGUAAAUACUACUGAUUCAUUUCUAUAAAGAUUGAGUCACCUGUUUGUGUGAUAUUUGUAUUUAUGUAUUUAGGCCCCAGUGUUGAAAUUCAUUGAGUUCAUGAAUAAAUAAAAAAUAAAGCCAUCAAACACAA